CCUUAUUAUGGCACCAUAUAACCUCGAGGCCGACGGCUUGUAACAAGUAUGUAUACAUAGACGACCCUGGCACCCAGCGGCAAGUCCCGCUCGCAGCUGUAUCAUAUACAUCCGCCUCUCCUUGGAGCAACGUGUUCAAACCCUUGACAAUCUAUAAUGUCCUUAAAACAAGACCGAAGAAAUCACUCCUGGAUUAGCCGUUUCCUAGCCUCCCUCCGUCGUGUAUUCAUGUCAGAGCAUCCUCCUGGACUCCCAGCUUUAAGGUUUCACUGCCCACAUGGGCCUGAUGUCGGUAGCGCGUCAGUUAUGAGUUGGUGUUCCUCGAUGGCCGAUUCUUGGGACAAAACCCACGGUAAUCUGUACUCAAAGUGUCUACUGGCACGCAUGGAGUACAGCAAGUGUGCUGGCCAUCCCGAACACGAGUUCCUCGUGUUUUAUUUUAGCCAUUGGCUCGAUGGCUGCUCCGCUCAGGCUGUAGUGUCUGCAGACCGUGCCGUGCAAGGACAAGGCCGUUCCCUCAAACAAUCAUCUGAAUUAAUCUCUCCCUCAUCAUCCGACACCAACGCGUAUGACUCCGUAUCUAUUUAUGGUUCCCCCCGCGAUGCAGCGCCACAACUUCAAGUCAGAUAUGCACCAUACAGCAGACUCUGUACCUUCGACUUUCCUUCAUCUUCUGCGCCCUCGGCACUUCAAGUGUCCACGGUCCUGUCUCUGGUACACCGCCAGGCGCCAGCAUAUGAUUUGUAUGAAAACCAAUGCUAUUGGUUUUCGAGCGUAGUGUGGGGCAGCUUGAAAGAGCUGUUCCCUAGUGAUGAAGAGUCAGAUUGUGAAAACCAUCGCGCACGCGCUCGUUAUCGCGGGGUCGCAUUAGGAUCACCGACUGAGGAUAUCGAGGCUGUAUGCGCUGCAUAUCAGACCGAGUGGCAGAAGAUGUUGGAGACAGUUGAGCAGACAAAGCACCAUCGCGAAGCUGAAGUAGCACAGAUUCGACAUGAAGCGCUCGCGGAGCAACAGCCCGAAAUUGAUCAACUUCGCCAAGAAAUCGACCAACUUCGUGCGAGACUUGCAGCCCACAAUCUCUGACCUCACACCUUUGCCACCGCCGCAUGUUAUUCUAGUAUAGAUUCGUUUCAUUAUCGCAUCUCAACAGUCACUGCCCCAGUUCGUCGCAAGCAUUGCUUGGGUCCAUUUGCAUUAGUACAGUAUAUACAUGAGUUAGAACAGCAUAACAGAAUGUACGUCCUUGAGGCAGGUGUCUGAACAAUGAAAACUUUGAUAUUUGCGCGACUCC
Molecule: messenger RNA, 1291 nt
Organism: Suillus clintonianus
Lineage: Eukaryota; Fungi; Basidiomycota; Agaricomycetes; Boletales; Suillaceae
Exons: 2
Coding region: 157-1083 (308 amino acids)
Source: RefSeq, a predicted model, not a curated record